Acomys russatus (golden spiny mouse) is the source of this 1971-nucleotide messenger RNA. RefSeq names its product tetratricopeptide repeat domain 39C (gene Ttc39c). The record is from RefSeq and is a predicted model, not a curated record. Gene Ontology annotation, molecular function: protein binding. The coding region runs from base 17 to 1765 and encodes 582 amino acids. Gene Ontology annotation, biological process: otolith morphogenesis; cilium assembly. The transcript has 14 exons. Lineage: Eukaryota; Metazoa; Chordata; Mammalia; Rodentia; Muridae.
GGGGCCUCGUGUGCCCAUGGCCGGCUCGGAGCAGCAGCGGCCGCGGCGGAGGGAUGACGGCGACUCAGACUCGGUGGCGGCGGCGGCGCCUCUGCAGGACGCGGAGCUGGCCCUGGCUGGCAUCAACAUGCUGCUCAACAACGGCUUCAGGGAGUCAGAUCAGCUUUUCAAACAAUACAGAAAUCAUAGUCCAUUAAUGAGUUUUGGAGCCAGCUUUGUCAGCUUUUUGAAUGCCAUGAUGACAUUCGAGGAAGAGAAAAUGCAGUUGGCGUGUGAUGACUUGAAAACCACGGAGAAGCUGUGCGAAAGUGAAGAGGCCGGAGUGAUUGAAACAAUUAAGAAUAAGAUUAAGAAGAAUGUGGAUGCUCGAAAGUCCACCCCGUCGAUGGUUGAUCGACUUCAGAGGCAAAUCAUUGUUGCCGACUGCCAGGUUUACCUGGCUGUGCUUUCAUUUGUGAAGCAAGAACUGUCAGCCUACAUAAAAGGUGGGUGGAUCCUUAGAAAAGCCUGGAAGAUUUACAAUAAGUGCUAUGUGGACAUCAACGCCCUGCAAGAGCUCUAUCAGAGGAAGCUCACGGAAGAGCCCUUGUCUCCUGAUGCUGCAAAUGAUAAUCACGUUGUGGCUGAAGGGGUGACCGAGGAGUCCCUAAACAGACUGAAAGGUGCUGUUAGCUUUGGAUAUGGCCUUUUUCACCUUUGCAUAUCCAUGGUACCCCCAAACCUGCUCAAAAUCAUCAACCUGCUGGGGUUUCCUGGAGACCGCCUACAGGGCCUUUCUUCACUGACGUAUGCAAGCGAAAGUAAGGACAUGAAGGCCCCUUUAGCUACGUUAGCGCUGCUGUGGUACCACACCGUGGUCCGCCCGUUCUUUGCCCUGGAUGGCAGUGAUAACAAAGCGGGCUUGGGUGAAGCUAAGGAAAUCCUUCUCAAGAAGGAGGCUGCCUACCCAAACUCUUCCCUCUUCAUGUUCUUCAAGGGACGGAUCCAGCGAUUAGAGUGUCAAAUCAACAGUGCCUUGACUUCCUUCCAUACUGCUCUGGAACUGGCCGUGGACCAGAGAGAAAUCCAGCAUGUCUGUCUGUAUGAAAUCGGCUGGUGCAGCAUGAUUGAACUCAACUUCAAGGAUGCGUUUGAUUCCUUUGAGAGGCUGAAAAACGAGUCCAGAUGGUCGCAGUGCUAUUACGCAUAUCUGACUGCAGUUUGUCAGGGAGCCACUGGUGACGUGGAUGGGGCACAGCUUGUCUUUAAAGAAGUCCAGAAGCUGUUCAAAAGGAAAAACAACCAGAUUGAACAGUUCUCAGUGAAAAAGGCUGAGAGAUUUCGGAAGCAAACCCCAACCAGAGCGCUGUGUGUGCUGGCGUCCAUCGAAGUGCUGUACCUGUGGAAAGCCCUUCCCAACUGUUCCUUCCCCAACCUACAGAGGAUGAGUCAAGCUUGCCAUGAAGUGGACGAUCCAUCUGUCGUUGGAUUGAAACAUUUGCUCCUUGGUGCCAUACACAAAUGUCUAGGAAACUCACAAGAUGCUGUCCAGUUCUUCCAGCGAGCUGCUAAAGACGAGCUAUGUCGUCAGAAUAAUUUGUACGUCCAGCCAUACGCAUGCUAUGAACUUGGCUGUCUCCUUCUCGACAGACCAGAGACUGUAGGAAGAGGCAGAACUCUACUCCUUCAGGCAAAGGAGGAUUUUUCUGGCUACGACUUUGAAAACAGAUUGCACGUCCGCAUCCAUGCUGCUUUGGCCUCCCUGAGGGAACUGGUCCCUCAGUGAUAAACUCCGAGUGACCCCUCUGUCCCCUCCACCCAGGGUCAGCAAUACGAAAGCAGAGGAGAAAGCUCUCUUGAAGAUCAGCUUUUCUUCUGGAAACCACCGGUGCCAGGGAUGGGUUUCCUGGUGUCGCUGACAUAUUAAAGAUUCCUCUUUUAAACACGUAGCUGCGGAGUAAUGUCCAUAAUGAUAAAAAAAAAAAAAAAAAC